This is a messenger RNA of Radiomyces spectabilis, 784 nucleotides long. RefSeq lists its product as uncharacterized. The coding region runs from base 91 to 741 and encodes 216 amino acids. NCBI's taxonomy places the organism in Eukaryota, Fungi, Mucoromycota, Mucoromycetes, Mucorales, Radiomycetaceae. The record is from RefSeq and is a predicted model, not a curated record. The transcript has 6 exons.
GCGUUCAUGUCACGGCUUAAAUUUUGGGAGUGGAAUUUUGGGUGUACCAAGUGUUUCCUCCUUUUGUUUCCACUUUAAUUACCUGUUCCCAUGGCAGCUCUUGUUUCUCUCAAAGCUAACUGUUAUGUAUGUGACCGACCAUUCGUUCGGGCACGAAAAUUAAGAAGCCAUCUUUUUCACCAACACGCUUCUGAUGCGUCACAUUCCCUGAUCGCUGUACACUACGAAUGCCCGUCAUGUUUUGGUCAUUAUGCCGCGAUCGAUGAGCUUAAAGCUCAUGUGACCGUGCAUGUCAGAAAUACACACCACGGCAGCAAAAAGAGGAACGCUCCAACAAGUGGCGAAGAACCAAACGAUGACUUUGGUUUUGAUUCAAGUAGCAGUGCACAAGAGAGGACUAUUAUCUGCAAGAAAACAAAAGUAUCGUAUCUCGGAAGCCAUGAUGACCCUCCUCCGGAGGUACAAGAACCACCGGAUAUCGAAAGUGACGAAGAAGGCACCGGUCUUGGAUUGCGCUCUAUGCUCUUUUUGUGGGCAUAUCGUCUGCGGGAAUCAAAACCUAUUGAGGGUAUUGAUGCGGUUAUCAAGACGAGAAAAGUGGAUUUGGCGUCAUUUACAGGGCGUUUAAUCGGGAUAUCAAUUGAUAUUAUGCAGAAAUGGCAGUCUGAGAAUUAUUUGGAUGAAAAAUUGAAAGAAACACUCAGAACAGCCUUUCUCUUUCAUUUAUCGUCAAUACUUUGAUUCCUGAAAACCCAAUGAAGACCCUAUUCGGUCAAAGAACAUG